This is a messenger RNA of Propithecus coquereli (Coquerel's sifaka), 5184 nucleotides long. Its product is annotated as voltage-dependent N-type calcium channel subunit alpha-1B. Gene Ontology annotation, cellular component: membrane; voltage-gated calcium channel complex; neuronal cell body. The record is from RefSeq and is a predicted model, not a curated record. The transcript is spliced from 34 exons. NCBI's taxonomy places the organism in Eukaryota, Metazoa, Chordata, Mammalia, Primates, Indriidae. Gene Ontology annotation, molecular function: calcium ion binding; high voltage-gated calcium channel activity. Gene Ontology annotation, biological process: calcium ion import across plasma membrane; chemical synaptic transmission. The annotation marks the transcript as partial.
ACCCAGCGCGGCAGCCAUGUCCUUGUAGAAGUUUUUCUGGAGGACCCUGGGUCGUCUAGACCUCCGGAAGCACCGCCGUCUAACGCCCGAGUGUCUGUGCGCGCGGGGGGCGCGGGUGCGCGCGGGAAGGCGGGAACCGGGUGCGCGCGGGAAGGCGGGAACCGGAUCCUGACGGGAGAGGACUGGAACGCAGUGAUGUAUCACGGCAUCGAAUCGCAAGGGGGCGUCAGCAAAGGCAUGUUCUCCUCCUUUUACUUCAUCGUCCUGACGCUGUUUGGAAACUACACUCUGCUCAAUGUCUUCCUGGCCAUCGCCGUGGACAACCUUGCCAACGCCCAGGAGCUGACCAAGGAUGAAGAGGAGAUGGAAGAAGCAGCCAAUCAAAAGCUUGCUCUGCAAAAGGCCAAAGAAGUGGCCGAAGUCAGCCCUAUGUCUGCUGCGAACAUCUCCAUCGCUGCCAGGCAGCAGAACGCGGCCAAGGCGCGCUCGGUGUGGGAGCAGCGGGCCAGCCAGCUGCGGCUGCAGAACCUGCGCGCCAGCUGCGAGGCGCUGUACAGCGAGAUGGACCCCGAGGAGCGGCUGCGCUACGCCACCACGCGCCACCUGCGGCCCGACAUGAAGACGCACCUGGACCGGCCGCUGGUGGUGGAGCCGGGCCGGGAGGGCCCGCGGGGUCCCCCGGGCAAAGCCCGGCCCGAGGGCGCAGAGGCCACGGAGGGCGCGGAGCCCCCGCGGAGGCACCACCGGCACCGCGACAAGGACAAGGCCCCGGCCCCCGCGGGCGAGCAGGACAGAGUGGACGCCCCGAGGACGGAGAGCGGGGAGCCCGGCGGCCGGGAGGAGCGGGCGCGGCCGCACCGCAGCCACAGCAAGGAGGCCGCGGGCCCGCCGGAGGCGCGGGGCGAGCGCGCCCGAGGCCCGGGCCCCGAGGGCGGCCGGCGCCACCACCGGCGCGGCUCCCCGGAGGAGGCGGGCGAGCGCGAGCCCCGGCGCCACCGCGCGCACCGGCACGACCCGGGCAAGGACGGCGCUGCGAGCGAGCGGCGCGCGCGGCACCGCGGCGGCCCCAGGGCCGGGCCCAGGGAGCCGGAGAGCGGCGAGGAGCCGGCGCGGCGGCACCGCGCGCGGCACAAGGCGCUGCCCGCGCACGAGGCCGCGGAGAAGGAGGCCGCGGAGAAGGAGGCCGAGGUCGCCGAAGCGGACAAGGAGAAGGAGCUCCGGAACCACCAGCCCAAGGAGCUGCACUGUGACCUGGAGGCCAGUGGGAUGAUGGGUGUGGGCCCUGUGCACACACUGCCCAGCACCUGUCUCCAGAAGGUGGAGGAACAACCAGAGGACGCGGACAAUCAGCGGAACGUCACUCGGAUGGGCAGCCAAGCCUCAGACCCGAGCACCGCUGUGCACAUCCCGGUGACGCUCACAGGCCCCCCUGGGGAGACCACGGUGGCGCCCAGCGGUAGCGUGGACCUGGAGCGCCAAGCAGAGGGGAAGAAGGAGGCGGAAGCCGACGACGUCGCGAGGAGCGGCCCGCGGCCCAUCGUCCCGUACAGCUCCAUGUUCUGUUUGAGCCCCACCAACCUGCUGCGCCGUUGCUGCCAUUACAUCGUGACCAUGCGGUACUUCGAGAUGGUCAUCCUUGUGGUCAUCGCCCUGAGCAGCAUCGCCCUGGCUGCCGAGGACCCCGUGCGGACAGACUCCCCCAGGAACAAUGCUCUGAAGUACAUGGACUACAUCUUCACCGGCGUCUUCACCUUCGAGAUGGUGAUAAAGAUGAUCGACUUGGGACUGUUGCUUCAUCCUGGAGCCUACUUCCGGGACCUGUGGAACAUUCUGGACUUCAUUGUGGUCAGUGGGGCCCUGGUGGCGUUUGCCUUCUCAGGAUCCAAAGGGAAAGACAUCAACACCAUCAAGUCCCUGAGAGUCCUACGUGUCCUGCGGCCCCUCAAGACCAUCAAACGGCUGCCCAAGCUCAAGGCUGUGUUUGACUGUGUGGUGAACUCCCUGAAGAACGUUCUCAACAUCCUGAUCGUCUACAUGCUCUUCAUGUUCAUAUUUGCGGUCAUCGCCGUGCAGCUCUUCAAAGGGAAGUUCUUCUACUGCACUGAUGAAUCCAAGGAGCUGGAGAGGGACUGCAGGGGCCAGUACCUGGAUUACGAGAAGGACGAAGUGGAAGCCCAGCCGCGGCAGUGGAAGAAAUACGACUUUCACUAUGACAACGUGCUCUGGGCCCUGCUGACGCUGUUCACGGUGUCCACGGGAGAAGGGUGGCCCAUGGUGCUGAAGCACUCGGUAGAUGCCACUUACGAGGAGCAGGGGCCGAGCCCUGGGUACCGCAUGGAGCUGUCCAUCUUCUACGUGGUCUACUUCGUGGUCUUCCCUUUCUUCUUUGUCAACAUCUUCGUGGCCUUGAUCAUCAUCACGUUCCAGGAGCAAGGGGACAAGGUGAUGUCUGAAUGCAGCCUGGAGAAGAACGAGAGGGCUUGCAUUGACUUCGCCAUCAGCGCCAAACCCCUGACACGGUACAUGCCCCAAAACCAGCAGUCGUUCCAGUAUAAGACAUGGACUUUCGUGGUCUCCCCGCCCUUCGAGUACUUCAUCAUGGCCAUGAUAGCUCUCAACACGGCGGUGCUGAUGAUGAAGUUCUACGACGCGCCCUACGAGUAUGAGCUGAUGCUGAAAUGCCUGAACAUCGUGUUCACGUCCAUGUUCUCCAUGGAGUGCGUGCUGAAGAUCAUCGCCUUUGGGGUGCUGAACUAUUUCAGAGAUGCCUGGAAUGUCUUUGACUUUGUCACUGUGUUGGGAAGUAUUACUGAUAUUUUAGUAACAGAGAUUGCGGAAACGAACAACUUCAUCAACCUCAGCUUUCUCCGCCUCUUCCGCGCGGCGCGGCUCAUCAAGCUGCUCCGCCAGGGCUACACCAUCCGCAUCCUGCUGUGGACCUUCGUCCAGUCCUUCAAGGCCCUGCCCUACGUGUGUCUGCUCAUCGCCAUGCUCUUCUUCAUCUACGCCAUCAUCGGGAUGCAGGUAUUUGGAAACAUUGCCCUGGAUGAUGAUACUAGCAUCAACCGGCACAACAACUUCCAGACCUUUCUGCAAGCCCUGAUGCUGCUGUUCAGGAGUGCCACGGGGGAAGCCUGGCAUGAGAUCAUGCUGGAUUGUCUCAGCAACCGGGCCUGUGACGAGCGGGCCAGUGCCAGUGAGUGUGGGAGUGACUUCGCCUACUUCUACUUCGUCUCCUUCAUCUUCCUGUGCUCCUUCCUGAUGUUGAACCUCUUUGUGGCUGUGAUCAUGGACAAUUUUGAGUACCUUACGCGGGACUCUUCCAUCCUAGGGCCUCACCACCUAGACGAGUUCAUCCGGGUCUGGGCUGAGUACGACCCAGCUGCGUGUGGGCGCAUCAGUUACAAUGACAUGUUUGAGAUGCUGAAACACAUGUCCCCACCUCUGGGGCUGGGGAAGAAAUGCCCUGCUCGAGUUGCCUACAAGCGUCUCGUUCGCAUGAACAUGCCCAUCUCCAGCGAGGACAUGACAGUCCACUUCACAUCUACGCUGAUGGCCCUCAUCCGGACUGCACUGGAGAUCAAGCUGGCCCCAGCUGGGACAAAGCAGCAUCAGUGUGACGCAGAGCUGAGGAAGGAGAUUUCCUCGGUGUGGGCCAACCUGCCCCAGAAGACACUGGAUUUACUGGUACCGCCCCAUAAGCCCGACGAGAUGACAGUGGGGAAAGUCUAUGCAGCUCUGAUGAUAUUCGACUUCUACAAGCAGAACAAAACCACCAGAGACCAGAUUCACCAAGCUCCCGGGGGUCUGUCCCAGAUGGGCCCUGUGUCCCUGUUCCACCCUCUGAAGGCCACCCUGGAGCAGACGCAGCCAGCUGUGCUCCGAGGAGCCCGGGUUUUCCUUCGGCAGAAAAGUUCCACCUCCCUCAGCAACGGUGGAGCUGUACAAACCCAAGAGAGUGGCAUCAAGGAGUCCAUGUCCUGGGGCACUCAGAGGACCCAGGAUGCACCUUGUGAGGCCAGGGCACCCCUGGAGCGUGGCCACUCAACAGAGAUCCCUGUGGCACAGCCAGGAGCACUGGCCGUGGAUGUCCAGAUGCAGAGCAUGGCCCUGAGGGCCCCCGAUGGAGACCCCCAACCUGGGCUGGAGAGCCAGGGCCGUGCUGCCUCUAUGCCUCGCUUGGCGGCAGAGACUCAGCCCGUGCCGGACGCCAGCCCUAUGAAGCGCUCCAUCUCCACGCUGGCCCAGCGCCCCCACGGGGCCCAUCUCUGCAGCACUGCCCUGGACCGCCCACCCCCCAGCCAGGCCCCACACCAUCACCACCACCGCUGCCAUCGGCGCAGGGACAAGAAGCAGAGGCCCUUGGAGAAAGGGACCAGCCUGUCUGCUGACGCAGAUGGCGCACCCAGCAGUGCUGCAGGGCCGGGGCUGCCCCCGGGAGAGGGGCCUGCAGGCUGCCGGCGGGAGCGGGAGCGCAGGCAGGAGCGGGGCCGGUCCCAGGAGCGGAGGCAGCCAUCGUCCUCCUCCUCGGAGAAGCAGCGCUUCUACUCCUGUGACCGCUUUGGGGGCCGCGAGCCACCAAAACCCAAGCCCUCGCUCAGCAGCCAUCCCACGUCACCGACGGCUGGCCAGGAACCGGGCCCCCACCCACAGGGCAGUGGUUCAGUUAAUGGGAGCCCCUUGCUGUCAACAUCUGGUGCUAGCACCCCAGGCCGUGGUGGGCGGAGGCAGCUCCCCCAGACCCCCCCGACCCCCCGCCCCAGCAUCACCUACAAGACGGCCAACUCUUCACCCGUCCACUUUGCCGGGGCUCAGACCAGCCUCCCGGCCUUCUCCCCUGGCCGGCUCAGCCGCGGCCUUUCUGAACACAACGCCCUGCUGCAGAGAGAACCCCUCAGCCAGCCCCUCGCCGCUGGCUCUCGCAUCGGCUCCGAUCCUUACCUGGGGCAGCGUCUGGACAGUGAGGCCUCUGCCCACACCCUGCCUGAGGACACGCUCACCUUCGAGGAGGCCGUGGCCACCAACUCGGGCCGUUCUUCCAGGACUUCCUACGUGUCCUCGCUGACCUCCCAGUCACACCCCCUCCGCCGUGUGCCCAAUGGCUAUCACUGCACUCUGGGACUCAGCUCAGGCAGCAGGGCGCGGCACAGCUACCACCACCCCGACCAAGACCACUGGUGCUAG